AUGUCUUCUUUCUUCAUUCCCAACAAGAACGUUGGCAACCAAGCCGACUCGGAAGAUUGGAGAAUUCGCGGUUACAACCCUCUGACUCCCCCCGACCUCCUUCAACACGAGAUCUCCCAAACCCCCGAGUCCAAGAAAACCGUCCUGCAAGGUCGUAAUGAGACUGUAGCCAUUGUUAAUGGCACCGACGAGAAGAACCGAUUGCUUGUCGUCAUUGGUCCUUGUUCCAUCCACGACCCUGCUGCCGCCCUAGCCUACUGUGACCUCCUCUUGAAGGAGAAGGAGAAGCAUAAGGAUGAGCUUCUCAUCGUCAUGCGAUCUUACCUCGAGAAGCCACGCACAACUGUUGGCUGGAAGGGGUUGAUCAAUGAUCCUGAUAUCGAUGGUAGCUUCCAGAUCAACAAGGGUCUGCGAAUCUCUCGCCAACUCUUCGUCGACCUUACAGCCAAGGGUAUGCCCAUUGCCAGUGAAAUGCUGGACACUAUUUCUCCCCAGUUCCUCGCCGAUCUGCUCUCAGUGGGUGCCAUAGGCGCCCGUACAACCGAGAGCCAGCUUCACCGUGAGCUUGCCAGUGGUCUGAGUUACCCCGUGGGCUUCAAGAACGGAACUGAUGGUUCUUUGAACGUCGCCAUUGAUGCCAUUGGUGCAGCCCAGCACCCCCACCACUUCCUGUCUGUUACCAAGCCUGGUGUUGUCGCCAUUGUUGGUACCGAAGGCAACAAUGAUUGCUUCGUCAUCCUUCGCGGUGGCUCCAAGGGCACCAAUUUCGAUGCUGAGAGCAUUGCUGCUGCCAAAGAGGCGCUCAAGAAGAAGGGCGUACGACAGCGAGUCAUGGUCGACUGCAGUCACGGUAACUCUUCCAAGAACCACAAGAACCAGCCCAAGGUUGCUGCCGAUAUUGCAGGCCAGAUCUCCAAGGGAGAGGAGGGUAUCAUGGGAGUCAUGAUUGAGAGUAACAUCAACGAGGGUAACCAAAAGGUACCCGCUGAGGGUAAGUCGGGGCUCAAGUAUGGUGUAAGCAUCACCGAUGCUUGUAUUAGCUGGGAAGACACUGUCUCAACACUCGAGACUCUUGCGCAGGCCGUCAAGGCCCGCCGAAAGCUCUCAAACGGAGCCUAA
This is a messenger RNA of Fusarium proliferatum ET1, 1119 nucleotides long. Its product is annotated as putative 2-dehydro-3-deoxyphosphoheptonate aldolase. The transcript has 4 exons. The coding region runs from base 1 to 1119 and encodes 372 amino acids. Gene Ontology annotation, molecular function: 3-deoxy-7-phosphoheptulonate synthase activity. Gene Ontology annotation, biological process: aromatic amino acid biosynthetic process. Gene Ontology annotation, cellular component: cytoplasm. The record is from RefSeq and is a predicted model, not a curated record. NCBI's taxonomy places the organism in Eukaryota, Fungi, Ascomycota, Sordariomycetes, Hypocreales, Nectriaceae.